This is a messenger RNA of Branchiostoma belcheri (Belcher's lancelet), 1545 nucleotides long. Its product is annotated as galactosylceramide sulfotransferase-like. Gene Ontology annotation, biological process: glycolipid biosynthetic process. Gene Ontology annotation, molecular function: galactosylceramide sulfotransferase activity. The record is from RefSeq and is a predicted model, not a curated record. Lineage: Eukaryota; Metazoa; Chordata; Leptocardii; Amphioxiformes; Branchiostomatidae. Gene Ontology annotation, cellular component: membrane.
AUAAGGGCGCAGCAGCGUGGCUCAACCUAUGCUGUCAUCCAGUAACCGAUUAUGACCGGCUUCGGGUGCGACCUAACAUAAACCACGUAAAAAGUUAGUUAGUUGGAAAAAGUUAAUGAAUAUUAAGCCGUGGAAGUAAAGGAGCUGCCAGACUAGCGAUGAUGGCACGAAGAAGGGCAGCAAUCCUUUGCACAGCUGUUUUCGUCGUCACCUUACUCUUGCUGUUACAUCGCUACAUGAAAGGAGAAGUAUUCAUUGGGGGUAUCCAAUCUAUGAGAAACAACUUAAAGAUAGAUAGGUCAAGUGCCAUGAGAUGUUCAGCAAAGAUGAAUAUUGUUUUCCUGAAGACUCAUAAAACGGCUGGUUCUACAGUUCAAAAUAUACUCCUGCGGUAUGGACUGGAGAAAAACCUGACGUUUGCCUUACCAGCUGCUGGCCAUAGGUUUUUUUGGCCUGACUACUUUAAAAGGUCAUCUGUUCUACAGGAACAACAAAAAAGGAGCAAGACUGUCUACAAUAUACUAUGUCACCACACCCGCUUUCACUAUGCCAACAUGAGGGAUCUCAUGCCUGAAGACUCAGUUUACAUUACGGUGGUACGAAGUCCUGCUGCAAUGUUCAGAUCUGCUUUUGAGUAUUCAUUUAAAGAAAAAUACAAUAUUUUCCAGCCACAUGCCAUGGGUUUUCUUUCUAGACCCUCGUAUUAUGUUGGUCCAUACGGAAAGAGGCCAUUUUUUCGGAACCCAAUAUUUUUCGACUUGGGAUACAGUCCUGAUCAGCUUGUGUCAGAAAAGUUAAUCAACGAAGCAAUUGAAUACAUAGAUGGUAUUUUUUCCGUUGUUUUGGUGUCGGACCAUUUUGAAGAGUCCAUGGUGCUGCUACGACAUACUCUAUGCUGGGAUCUUAAUGACGUAACGUAUUUUAAGCUAAAUGCAAUGAAGACACCAUCUACAAAGUACGUCUCUACAGAGACUGAAGCGAAGAUUAAACAGUGGAACAAAGCCGAUAGUAUGCUGUUUGAUUACUUCAACAAAUCAUUAUGGCAGAAACUCUCAAAGCUUCCUUUUGAUUGGAUAAGAGAAGUAAAAACAAUAAAACAGAAAAAUAGACUUUUACACGUUAAGUGCAGUAAUAUCAAAACCAAGGAUUUAAAACUUUUGGCACCACCCGGACUAUCUGUUGAUGGUAAUGUAUUAAAAGAACUUGAACAAAGAAAUAAAACUUGCGUUUACAUGGCUAAACCAGAAAUACCAUUUACUCAGGAGCUUAAGAGGAAAUAUCAAAAUUAUAUUAAGAAAUGAAGUAAAGACGACAUCUAUAUUUCUACAUUUUAAGUACUUUAUUCUACAAACUUUUCAUCUAAUACCUAUCCAUCUACAAAAACAACUAUAUUCAUUCGUAAAUAUUGUCAUUAGAUUUGUAGAGUAUAGGAUAUAGGGGUUAACAUUUAAACAACGAUACAGUCAGGAGGUUGAAAGUUUGGAAGAACACAUUGUCAGGGAAUAAAGAGGCAGACAACAUUGACACGGUGACAUAAAGUGGCUC